AUGGUAUUCGACCUCCCGCCCAUCGGCACAGAAGAGCGCCAUCUCCACGACAUCAAAGAGAUCGAAGCACUAGCACGCGGGGUGUUGGACGUCCAAGCCUGCCCCGACCGUAACCUCUGCGAAGGCUUCGAACGCCUUGUCGAACUGGCGGGCACGCGUGACUUCCUCAUGGGCGCCGCACAGCUUGCUCACUACACAAACCAUAUCAAAUGCCUGCGCGAGGACCGGUACCACCUGGGAUACGUGGCGCCGUGGGAGUUUGUGCACAAGAUCAAGUACACUUUCAUUGGGCUUGACAAGCAGCUUGCGACUUUUUUGGCGUCGGUGUCGAGCUCCUUCUUGAAUGGGCUCACGGCCACGGCGUCGGCGACGGUUCCGAUGGUGUUGGAGGAACUGUCAAAGUUGGAUCGAAGGGAUACGGUUGAAGCGCUACGCAGCUUCAAGGAAUUCAUGGACCUGAUUCAUAUUCCGAAGAAUCCCGCAGAGGUGGAAUUUGACACAUCCGAGGUUAUCAGAAUGGGACUACACAGGGAAGGGUUCAAGAUGUUUCCUCCGUCCGAUGACGAAGGACUGGGCUUGCGGGACGAAUUUGAGGAGCCGCAUCUGUCGAGUUACGAGCAGCUGCCAUCGUACUUUGAUACCUAUGGCAAAUCGUCGAAAUCUAUGGGUGUGUUCGUCCGCUUUGUUGCGUCGGGGCAGAUAUCUGCAGGCGUCGCGCAACGUUCUAGUGCGGCCGAGGCAGCGACGUCUAGCAAAUAUGGAUCGUCGCAGAAGGCCGAGGCAAGCAGGGUUGUUGCUCAGCAGCUGGCUGGGGUUUCGACGGCAGCUUCGACCGUCAACCGAGCCAGUAUUGCCCCGGCUGUUGAAGUGUCGUUCCCGUCGAGCAGCCCACGCCGUCAUAUUGCUGGAAACAGGACGGCUGAAAGCAGGACGACCAUUCCCGUGCGCCGACGUCCUAAGGGUCGCCCACCACACGCGGCGGGCUCGAAUGCGGGAUACACACCGGUUAGUGGAGCGUUUAGUGACGAUGUUCACUACUCUACUCCGAACGUGCUGCACUACGAGAUUCAAGAGGUCACCGAUUGGGUUCAGGCCGCUCGGGACGCAGGUUAUCCACCCCUUUCUGAUUCCCGCGACACUACCACACCUCGCAUCGUACCGCCCAGCAUUCAUCGCACCAAAGCGAGCCCGCGAACAAACACAGCAUAUCAUUCCUCCGGCCCCCGGACAAACCACAUUACACCUCCACACGCAGGACGUGGCAGCAACACCGCCGGUCCAUCACGACGGCCAGUCCGAGUCCCGGAACCACCGGCCACGCCCAGCCCGCCGAGGCGCCUGAGACAACCCAGCAACUACACACUUCAUACCUCAAUGGCAACGCCAACCUACCCAUCGGCCGGCUUUGCCUUGCCACUAGACAUACACCACCCUCAGUAUCACAUGAACUAUUACAUGCCCGCGACUUUCGCCAACAACGCAUACCCGGUCUAUACCACGGCAACAAACUACUGCAACACAUAUCUGACACAAGUUUCGCCCUCGCCCUCUGCGGGUACGGAUUACGCGUACUGUCAGUCGACGCCGACGUCGCCGUACGGAUUCGCGACCUAUUCUGACAGCUUCGCAAUGUCGAAUGGUUGCGUCCCUACUCAGCAUAUCCUGGCGCCGCCGCAGAAGCGCAAGGGCGGCCCAACUGGAGCUGCUAGUGACUUGGGUAGUUCAUCCGUGCCGGUUAAAAAGAGGGCGGUGAAGCGAUCCAGGACUUCAAACCCUGCGACGUCCGUGAGGGCCCACUGA
Fimicolochytrium jonesii is the source of this 1800-nucleotide messenger RNA. RefSeq lists its product as uncharacterized. The coding region runs from base 1 to 1800 and encodes 599 amino acids. NCBI's taxonomy places the organism in Eukaryota, Fungi, Chytridiomycota, Chytridiomycetes, Spizellomycetales, Powellomycetaceae. The record is from RefSeq and is a predicted model, not a curated record. The transcript is spliced from 2 exons.